AUGGACCCCGCUUACCGUGAGGCGCUUACAUGGGAAGAGUUUAAGGAGGAAGUGUACGACAAGUAUGUUCCCAUGAGUUACAGGCGAGCAAAGAUUGUGGAGUUCCACACCCUGAAGCAGGGAAGUAUGACGGUCACGGAGUACGACCGCGCCCUACGUGAGAUGACCCAUUAUGCGCCAGAAUUGGUGGACACAGACGAGAAGAUGGCUGCAAAGUUUCGUUCUGGCCUUAGACCCGAGAUAAGGGCAGCUGUGGCCAGCCGCAGGGGAGAUCCUUAUUCCGAGGUGUUGGGCUGUGCCUUAGAUGUGGAAGAAGCACUGCCCUUAGAUGUGGAAGAAGCACUGCCCAAGAAUGAGAGGGCAAUAAAUCCUACACCACCCGCACUCCCAUCCAACUAUCGAGACAAGAGGAAGUGGGAAGGCAACCGAGCCCCUUUUGACAACAAGCGGCGUUUUCCCACUUUUCGGCAUCCGUAG
Salvia splendens (bonfire salvia) is the source of this 477-nucleotide messenger RNA. RefSeq lists its product as uncharacterized. The record is from RefSeq and is a predicted model, not a curated record. NCBI's taxonomy places the organism in Eukaryota, Viridiplantae, Streptophyta, Magnoliopsida, Lamiales, Lamiaceae. Bases 1 to 477 code for a protein of 158 amino acids. The transcript has a single exon.